Nezara viridula (southern green stink bug) is the source of this 5844-nucleotide messenger RNA. The record is from the annotation of a GenBank genome assembly. Lineage: Eukaryota; Metazoa; Arthropoda; Insecta; Hemiptera; Pentatomidae.
GGUGCAAAUUACGAGAAAUUAUAAUUUUUACUUUAUAUAAUUUCUUUUCAGUUGAGUUAGAUUGAGGAAAGGUUUAGCUUGGUUGAGAAAUAAAGAACGACAAUUUGUUUAGUAAAUUGAUUAAUUUUUCUGUAAACUGCUAAGAAAGUUGGUAAAAAUACGCGUAGAAUUAUGUCGGCCACGCCUACUAAGGUAGUUAACUUUUAACUCAAUAAUACCAGUGGUGUCUGUAAUGCAUUUCGUCCUCUCAGCAUGUUAUUAUUAUCUUUGUCCCACUUGGACUUUAUCACCUACUCAAAGCAAGGUUUUUGUGAUUAUCCUGUUUUCUGAUCAGUAUUCAAUAUAACUCUGUGAUAGAGAACUUUUAUUUUGAACUAGAAACAGUAGGAAAGUCCCAACAUGUUUGUAUUAAGACAAUGUCUCACUUUAGGGACCAAAUCAUCAAUUAGAAAUUUUUCUGCGACUACAAAUUUGGUUAAUUUAACAAUCAAUGAAGACACAGGCGUUGCCAUUAUGGAAUUGAAUAAGCCACCUGUAAACAGCCUUAAUUAUGAACUUUUGGAAGCAAUGCAUCGCACAUUGGUCAAGCUAGAGAACGAGAAGUGCCCCGGAAUGAUCCUUACAUCUUCCUCACGAAGCACCUUCAGCGCUGGUCUGGAUCUUCUAGAGAUGUAUAAACCUACUGUUGAUAAAGCAAGGAGAUUCUGGAGUAUGUUACAAAAUACAUGGAUUAAGCUGUACUCUACUCCUUAUCCAACCGUCGCUGCCAUAAAUGGACAUAGCCCAGCUGGAGGUUGCCUUCUUGCUAUGAGCUGUGAACACAGGAUUAUGGUACCCGAUAAAAUGAUAGGGUUAAACGAAACACAACUGGGAAUAGUUGCUCCACAAUGGUUUCAAGACUGUAUGAGGAAUAUUAUUGGAGAAAGGCAGGCUGAGAAAGCACUCAUUGCCGGUAGAAUGUUUACAUCUGAAGAAGCUUUGAAGAUUGGACUCGUUGAUGAACUAGCAACUGAUAAAGAAGAUCUCAUGCAGAAGGCACAUGACUUUUUGGACGAACAGAUGGGACUCCCACCUCUGGCUAGAAGUGUUGUGAAAGUUGGUUUCCGGAAGGACACUCUCAGUAAGUUAAUCAACGGCAGGGAAGCAGAUAUUAAAAUGUUUCUUGAUAAUGUUUUCCAACCAAAAGUUCAAGAAAGUUUAGAAAAUUACAUUCAAAUGCUCAAGAAAAAAUAACUCUAUUUCAAUGUAUAAUUUAGAUUAUGUUUUGUUUUUAGAUAUUUAUGAUUUUGUUUAUCUUAUAAAAGAAAAAUAAAUCAAAAAAUAAUUUUAUUGUUUUAAAAAUAAAUAUAGUUAUUUUAGUGAUAAUUAUUUUAAAAAUAUUUUGUCAUAUGUUUUUUAUAUUUUUUUUAUUAAAUAGAGGACUGUUUUAAUUUUGAUCAUUAAAAUAUUUUAUAAACAAUCUCUGUAAAAAUUUAUAUAUUUUAAAAAAAAUUGUUAUAGAUUUAUGAAUUUCAUAACUGUGACUGUCUAUUGUUAUAUAUUUUUUUAUAAAUAUUAUCUAUAUAAAAAGAAAAAUCUAUAAUAUAUUCUCUGCUCUGAUGUUUUAUUUUUUAUGUUAAUUACAUAACACAUAUAAUGCUGAUUGGCUUUUAAGCUAUAUUUAAUAAAAAAAAAUUACAUGCUUCCCAUUAAAAAUUCAUUUUAAAAUCCUUGAUAUAUGUUUUUUUUUAUAAUUACAUGACUAUUAUUUAAAAUAAUUACAUUGAGAUAAUAUCUCUAAUGCCUAAGAAAAGCAAGAACCUACACAAUUUUGUAUCUACUAUCAAAAAGUUAACUAUAUAAAAAGUUCUUAAAUAUUUAGAUAACACUUGCAAAGAAGUGACAAGAGUGUAUUAUACGAGGGUAAGUAAAAAAAUAAAGGAAAAUUGAAAAUAUCUGUUAUAUAUUUAUUGUACCUGCAUAAAUGAUACUAGCUAGCUACUUUUCAACAUAUUUCCUUCGGGAAUAAGAUUUUCGGCCUGAGGUUUAGAAACUUUUGCACCUCUUCAAAGCCUCUUCAUCAGAUUAAUAAUGACUCCUCCGCUACUCCUAUUUUAAUGGGCUAAAAAGAUGAGUCACUUGGAGCCAAGUUUGGACGGUUUAGCAAGUCAUCCAGCCGCUGAAAACAAAGAUUUUGAAGGCACAGGACUGUGCUUUUAACUGCCUUUUUGGCCGUACGCGAAUAAACAUUAUCUUGAAGUAAAAUCAUGCCUUUGAUUUUUUAAUUCAAUAAAAAAGUAGCCCAUAGUAGCUGUCACUAUUUAUUGUUUGAAGUCCAACAAAAUUAGGCCUUGCAUAUUCUAAAACAUUGUCAUAACUUUUCUUCCAAACAUAUGAGUUUUUUUUUGUGUCGAAGAUGAAGGAUGUUUCCACACCAAACUUUGUCACUUACUCUCUGGUUCAAAGUUAUGGACCCACGUCUCAACGGUAAUUAUUUGCUUAGGAAAUAAGCCUCUUUUUUUUUUUUUUUUUUUUUUUGUAUCGUUCCAAGUACUUUUGAGAAAGUUUCAAAGGAUUGCCUUUGUGGCUGCUGGUCUAUUGACAUGGAACGUAGGUUGGUAAAUCAAGAAGUGUAAAGCUAAAGAAAUGUGAUAUUCAAUCUUUUUAUUUUUUAAAAUAAGAACUUCGUACAUAGCAAGAACUAAAAUGGCAGUCACUACUUGCUUUUAAAUUCUCUCCAAAUCAUUAGUAUUCCAAAAUAAUAUGAUUUUUUCUUACCUUUAAACGAUUGUUGUAAUGCUUUGAAACACUGAGUACACCUUUUGAGCAGUCUAAGGUAUGUCUGAUCGCCAAAGUUAGGAAAGCAAACUUCUGAAAAUCGGCUAUAUACAAGAUAAUUGACAUGUCCAAAAUAUGUAUUUAUUGUUUUGAUUUUUUUUCAAAUGAAAUAAAUUGAAAAAAAUAUAUUUUUAUUAGUUUGGGACUAAAUCCCUUUAGAACAAAUUAAAUGUGCAUCACAUAAUGACUAAAACAGUGUGGUCAUACUGUUUUGUACUUCAUGCAUUUACAUUUAUUUUAUUUUAUGAAGGAUUAUAUCUAUUAUCUUUCACUUAAAACAACCAAAAAAAUAUAUUAUAAAAUAAAAACCUGGACAAACAACAAAAGUAAUAUAAAGUAUUUUGAGUAACAUUUGAUAUCAAAUAAUAUAUAUAAUUUAACACAGAGUUAUAUUAAUCAGAUAGGGCAAGCAAAAUGAGGGGAUACAAACUAAGAAAUUCAAUCCCUGACAUAGUAGGAGGGAAAGGCAGAGGGAGGCAGCACAGAUUAGUAAGGAUUCGCCAAAAUAGAAAUUAGGUGGAAGUCAGAAGAACGGAAUUAAAUAGAAGAUUUAAAUUCAAGGCUUUGUAUAAAACUGGAUUAUAUGCCAAUCUCUGGCUAUUCCAAAAACGUAUCUUAAUAAGCAGUGCAUAAAUCUUUUAAGUCUUGCUUCACUUGAAGCUCAGCAGUCUGCCAUCCAUACACCAGACUGCCAGAGUCAAAAUGGGAGAAAUGAAAGAGGAGACUAAGAAUUGAUUUAGUCAUGUCCUGAAUCUGCUACUGAUGAUUGGUCAGGGUUUCUACCAUGAUAUCGGUGGAGUUUUAUAUUAAGGAAUAAAUGGGAUCACACUAGAUAGCAUCGAAAUCAGGCAACAGGGUGUCAUAAAUGAGGGACUUAAGGUUUCAGAAUGAUAUGAUCUGGGGAGAAAAGAGUGUAAAAGCAAUAUUGUAGAUAACCUAGAUAUGUUCAGAAGCAGAUAGAAAUGGAACUGUGUUGUGAUGAGGUAUCUGAGGAAUCCAGUUUAUACAGAUUGAGCCCAAACUGGGUAUGAUGGUUUUGGCUAUAGGAUACUUUUCAAGUUUUUGAAAGUGGAGAUUUGUUAGAUAAGCGUGAUUAGGGGAAGGCAUCAGUAAAUUAAUGUUUAAGUCUGGAAAAGAUGCAAUUGGAAUAGCAAAUUAUGUUGUUAAGGGUGGUCUCAAAUAAUUUAUAGAAGGUUACUGUAGGAGGGUGGUAGAUAAUACCAAAAUACCCAAGGUGCAAGAAAUUGGACCAAUAUGAUUCACUCUGUCUUGGCGAGAAAAGUAGAGUUUAGUAGGAAAAUCUGGAAGAGCAGGAGAUUGUGACUGGAAUUAAAUGAUAGAAGUUGUAGAGGAAAUAGAAAUAUAACUCAUCAAAAUAGGUCCCUACAAUUUGUGAUAGGUUAAUAGGAUGUUAGUCAUGAGAGAAGGAGGAUUGGCAUAAUGAACUGAUGGGCUGUAUAUGCCCAUGCAUAAAGCCAAAAAAAAAUACUGAUGGGAUUGGCUUAAAAUGCUGCCUGUAUUCUAACGAAUGGUGUCAUUGAUUGAAGUCUGCUGCAUUCAAUAUUGAACCUACUCUUUCCAAUAUAAUAAUUUCUUUUUGAAUAUUGAAAAGCAUGAUAUCUUCUCUAAUUUUAUAUUCCGUAACAUUUUCUGAAAAAUCUAACAUAUUUAUCUUUCUUGUAAAAAAAGUCUACUGUUGUAUAAAAAACAAUGUUAAUAAUUACUUAUAAUAUAAUCAUUUUUCACAACUCUGGACAAUACCUCUUAAGUUUAUACUAAAAAAUGGAUCUUUUUUAACACUCUCAGUCCAGAUAGUUCUUCUGGAAGGACUCAGCAGUCUUUCAGCAUGGCCUGGUGGUGGUCCUUUGGGAAACUCUGUUCCAUAUCCCUACCUAUUCCAGAAGCUCAUACAUGAUAGGGAUAAACUUUUUCUAUUUUGUGUCAUUAACUGUUGCCUUCAGUACCCUUUUAUCUUUAAAAGGACUUAUUUCGUUUUUUAAUCCUCUAUAUAGAAAUUGGAUUGUGAAUUUUUAAAAUAUAUUUUUUUUAAGGAAAUAUUUUAUACUUAAAAAUUACCAAGAUAGACAGAGGUAUUCUCAGAAAAUAAAGCCUGUACUGAAAGUGUUAAGAAAUGUGAGAGAAAGGGAAAAAGACUACAAUGACCACAGAAUGAUAUAUUUUGCUGUCAUUUUAGUAUUUUUUUAUCAGAAAACAAGUCAACUUCCUUCUCCUUUCAAUAUCUCGAUUGUCUUUGAAAUUGGAAUAGAAGCAUAGGACCACCUUUUUUCACUUCUAAGUUUCACAACCUUAGCUUGAAUAUUUUCAUGCAGUUUAUUCACAACUCUGGAAGAAAAGCUCCAAUAUACUUCAAGAUUUUUAUUUUAAACCGUCAAGCUUUGGUUAAUGGCGGAUGUUAUUUGUUUUAUUGUUUAAACCCCAGUCUAAUUUAUUAUUCCUCAUAAACUGUAUAAGUUCUCUGUACAAGUCUGAAGGUAUAUUGAGAUUCUUUAUUAUAUAAAUAUUUUUUCCUUUCAGAAUUUAAUUAAUGUUUCUUAAGAAAUAAAUUAUUAUAAUAAAAAAUGUCACAAAUUUUCCUUCAUCCUAAUUUAGUUUUUGUUUUUUUCCUUUUAGUUGUUUCAAGAGAAGCUAUAAAAUUAUCAUUCAGGAAAGAAACACUUAAUCGGCUUGUGAGCGGCUUAGAAGCAGAUAUUAAUUACUCUGUCGAUUUCAUGUUAAGGCCCGAAGUGCAAAGGAGUAUGGAAAUGUUUCUAAACAUGAAGAAACAAUCUAAGUAAAACAAGAAAAAAUCUAAGAAUGAUGUGAUUGUCAAAUUUUAAACGCUUAAAUUGUUUCAUUCCAGCUGCAUUUUUAUGUUUAUAUUAAUCUGUAUAAUAUUUAAUAAUAAUAAUGUAUUAAAAGACUGUUAUUUACAUGGCUUUGGCUUUAUAACUGAAGCAUUUUGACCAAUUAUCUAUAUAGUAUUUUUUUGAAUUUGUUAUUAUAUUUUUAUACUUUUUUAAUUUUGUU